This is a messenger RNA of Chelonus insularis, 2612 nucleotides long. RefSeq lists its product as uncharacterized. The transcript has a single exon. Bases 276 to 2210 code for a protein of 644 amino acids. The record is from RefSeq and is marked provisional. Lineage: Eukaryota; Metazoa; Arthropoda; Insecta; Hymenoptera; Braconidae.
UGUACAUUAACGAAAAUAUAAUAUUAAUAGUACUUGUAUAUAAACAGGAACAUAGUAAACAACUAAUGGCUGCCUUUAAUCAAAAAAAAAAAUUUUACAACGGAAAACAUGGCGUCGUAGUUUUGGCGCGAAAUUAAAAGUAUUUAAAAUAAUUGAUAGGAUUGUUAUUUAUGUAUAAUAAUUUUGGUUAGGUAUAAAAAUUUUGAAAAAUGUAAUCUUUUUAUAUCAUUAUUAGUAGUAAACUCUAAUUUUGUCAUUUUAAUAAACGAAAAAAGAUGAGUAAAGGUCUUAUUGCCACGAUAAUCGUUUGUUUAUGUAUUGUUGUACUAGCUGUUGUUUUGAAACCUAUAAUUUAUCCAGAAGUAUCAAGUCCAUCCGAAGUCAAUUCAAUAUUAAGGCGUUCUGUAAGUGAUUCAGAUGCUACAAAUUUACCUAAAAAUCUGCCUGAAAAUUUAGCUAUCCCAGAUCCAAUUGUUUCAAAUGUAAAACAAACAAUAGUUGCUGAUGAUUCAUUUACCAAACAAAAUUUAGAAAGUGAAGAGUUUGAGAAGCUACUUUCUCAAUAUAAACCAAACUCUCAAGUUCAAUUACCAAACACAUUGAAGAGCUGGCAAACAUCAUUUUAUGUUUUUCAAGAUCUCUGUAAUUUUGGUUAUCAAUUAUUGCAAUUAUAUGAAACAACAAAUCAUACAGAUAAAAUUUAUGAAACAAUUGCUGCUGCUUUGAUUCAAGAAAUUGGUGAAGCUCUUAAAGACUAUCAAAGUGAUAGCAAAGAAGCAUUUGGAUUUUCUAGAACCUGGAUUUAUGAUAUGACUUAUUUAGCUAAGUUUCUCAUUGCUUAUGAAUACAUAGGAAACAAUGAAGAUAUUAAACAUUCAAUAUGUCAUCCAUUAUUAACAAAAAUGGUACCUUCAAUUAAUAAAGGAGCUGAUGUAGAAAUAAGCCCGCAAGAUGUGUUAUCUCUACAUUUUGGAGUGAUACGAUUAUCAACAAAUUAUUUAUAUUAUAGAACUAGCUAUAAUAAUGAUCUUGAUAAAAUUAAUCAAUUAAAAGCAAUAUCAUCAUUAAAUAUCACUAUUAAUGAUUCAGAUAAUAUUGAAGAAGGAGUUUAUAGAGAUGAUUCAUGCAUUAAGUCUCCUAAUGUUGCCAGUUAUGAAUAUUUUAGACAACUUUACACCUGCCCUAAUUACAUUUUUUAUUCAAAUAUGUGUCGAGUAAUUGGUCCAGACACUGGAAAUUUGCCGACCGUUAUUGAGACAAUAUUUAGAAAAAUAUUACAUCCUCAGAUAAAUUAUGCUCCAUUUGGUCUAUUUGAUACGGAUGGAAGUAUAAGAAAUUUAAAUUGGUGGAAUAUUCAAGGAGCACUUGGAGUAUUCAUUUUUCCACUUAUUGGAUUGGGAGUAUUUAAAAAUAAUGAAGUGAUGUUUUCUGUACGAGUUCAAAGACCAAAUAUUGCUGCAUGUAUGAUAGAUAGAGAAAGGAAGGGCGAUUAUAUACUAGGAUCUAUUCAGUUGCGAAGAAUUUAUCAAGUUAAUAGAACUUAUCCAACAGAGUUGAAAUGGAGCCAGUUGAGCAAAGAGCCUGGUAUUAUUUCAGUCAUUGGUGAAAGGGGUUCAAUGUAUUACAAAAAUCAAUUGGUUAUCGACAGUAACACAUACUCUUGCAGCGAUGUUGAUCAGAAUAAUUUAAUUGGUCGAUUACCAAACAAUGAAAAUGUAAUGUUUUGGUUCAACAAGUAUAAAUGUAAUCUCAUUCAAUGCACUGUAACAGAAAUUGGUCUAAUGACUAAUAAUGGAUUAGAAACUGAAUUUAUCAUUCACAAUUAUGGUUCAUUUGAUGUUCAAUUACGUGUUGAUGAUGAUCCACCAAGUGACUUUGAUAGAAAGCUUACCUGCAUUAGUAAUGAAAAAAAUGAACAAGGCUUUGUUGUGAUUCCAUCUUCAGAAACUCAAAGAAUUACAUGGGCGAUGGUUUUCAAUCACCGAAGAACCUCUAAAUUAAUUUAUGAUGGCAAAAUGAAAACAUUCAAGUUCAACUAUGCAUCAAAACUUUACAGUGUAAUUUUGAAAGAGAAUUCGCAAUAUAUUGUUAAAAUAGGAAACAGUGGUAAUAUAUUUGGAGGUAGUUCAUCCAGUAAUCCUGAUGAUUCAAUGACUCUAGAUGGACUUAAACCAAUGAAAAGAAAUCCAGAAACACUUAUGUAUACAUAAUGAAAUUUGAUAAAUUUAUUGAGAAAUUACUGAUAGUAACACUGAUUGUUCUCUGGUAUACCAUUGAUGAAUUGAUUGUAAAAUCUGAAUUGAUAGAUUUUUGGGGAAAAAAUUGUUUAUUUCUAAUACUAAUAUAACAAAUACAUGGUAAUCAAGUAAAAUAAAUAUCACUUACUCAGACUUAAUAAAAGUAAUCGUUUUCUUUGAUUGUAAAAUUAUUAAUACGUCAAUUUUAACUGAUCUCUGUUGGUACGAAAUGAUAUAUAAGUAUUCCAGAAUAUAGCAAUCGAUUGGACGACAAGAACUUGGUACUGAAGAGGCACAAGUUUGAAAUUAAUUAAUUGAACCAACGGCCAAAUCUUGAAAUUAAAUAAAAGUCUUAUAUUAAUUAUUAUUUUUUAA